Micropterus dolomieu (smallmouth bass) is the source of this 2461-nucleotide messenger RNA. RefSeq lists its product as uncharacterized. The transcript has a single exon. Bases 55 to 2406 code for a protein of 783 amino acids. NCBI's taxonomy places the organism in Eukaryota, Metazoa, Chordata, Actinopteri, Centrarchiformes, Centrarchidae. The record is from RefSeq and is a predicted model, not a curated record.
CUGGACACUGCAAGGUCCAACAGGGGAGAUUGAAUCCCUCCCUUCUGUUGCUACAUGCUUCCAUACCUCAUUGCCUCUCGAUGUGAUGAGUUGUACCAAAAUGUGGAAAGGCUCUGGCAAUUGGAUGCAGUUCCCCAUCAAAAUGAAAGGGCAGCCACUCGGUCCAAGCUGGACCAUCAGGCAGUGAACUUGCUUGAGGUAGCCACAAAGAGAGUUUUAGUGGAUGGAAUCUAUCGCUAUGUGACACCCCUCUUGAGGAUCUCAGAGGCACCCCCUCUAAAGGCUCCUCCACAAGCCACAAUGACCCGACUGCGUGCCAUUGAAUCCAAGCUGGCGAAAGAUCCUAAGAAAGCAGCAGCCUAUAACACUGAGGUCUCCAAGCUUGAACAAGCAGGUCAUGUGAGAAGGCUUACCAUAGAGGAAGCUGAAGGCUCACAUGAGGCCUGGUAUGUACCCCAUCAUAUGGUGACACAUAAUGAGAAGAAUCGCCUUGUUUUUGACUGUUCUUUUGACUACAGAGGACAAAACUUGAACAAGAUCUUACUACCUGGACCUACAUUGGGGCCUUCCCUCCUUGGAGUUUUACUCCGCUUUCGAGAACAUGCUGUCGCCAAUAGUGGCGACAUAAAGAGCAUGUUUCAUCAAGUCCAGCUUUUGUCCCAAGAUAAGCCCCUCUUACGUUUUCUUUGGCGGGACAUUAGGAAGGAUGCCUCUCCAACCAUCUACAAAUGGCAAGUUCUUCCCUUUGGGACUACCUGUAGCCCCUGUUGUGCUACCUUUGCCCUUCAAAGGCACAUUGAAAGUCAUACUCAGCCAAAUGACCCAGCGCGCCAUUCAGUAGAGAGGGGAUUCUACGUUGAUAACUGCCUUCAAAGCUUCCCCACAGUUGCCAUGGCCCGUCAGAUUCUCGAUCAGUUGAGGUCAAUUUUGUCCGCUGGAGGCUUUAACAUUCGACAGUGGGCCAGUAAUGACCCAAUGGUCAUCAGUCACUUACAACCGGAUGCAAGAUCUAAGAAUAGUGAGUUCUGGCUCUCUAGAGACACCAUGCCCUCAACUGAAUGUACUCUUGGGCUGCAGUGGAAUUGCCAGACAGAUCGUCUUGGCUACAGAGGGCAGGCAACAAAAUCAUCCAACACAACAAUGCGGUACAUUUACCAUGUCCUUGCCAGCAUCUAUGACCCUUUAGGGUAUCUUAUCCCUUACACGACCAGGGCAAAGGUCCUGGUUCAGCAGCUGUGGGACAAGCCACGGGAAUGGGAUGACCCCUUAUUACCUUGUAACCUACUCUCUGCUUGGAACUCCUGGAGUGAUGAACUGUCAAUUCUCCCAACCGUAACCAUGCCUCGAUGUUACACGUCUAUCCAUGCCCCAGUCCCCUCUACACAAGAUCUUCACAUAUUUUGUGAUGCAUCGGAUUCUGCUUAUGGUGCAGUGGCAUACCUUCGGUCGGAGGUCGGGAAACAAGUUCAAGUAGCCUUCUUGCUUGCCCGAUCUCGUGUGGCACCAAAGAAACAGCAGUCAAUUCCUAGAUUAGAGCUCUGUGCUGCAUUAGUUGGUGCACGUCUUUGUGACUUCCUCAGAACAGAAUUGACUCUCCCUAUCAAACGUACCAUCCUUUGGUCAGAUUCAACCACUGUACUCACUUGGUUGUGGGCAGAUUCAUGCCGCUUUAAGGUCUUCGUUGGUACUAGAGUGUCUGAGAUACAAGAACUUACUAACUGCCAAGACUGGAGGUAUGUCAAUACAGCUGAUAACCCAGCUGAUGACCUUACGAGGGCUGAAACCCUUGGAGAGCUCCAGCGGCCCAACCGGUGGAGCCAAGGCUCUCAAUUCCUUUAUCAACUUUCUGGCACCUGGCCUCUACCCCCUGAUGGCCCCAACAAUGAUAGAGAUCAACAUCACCUUGAAAUUAAGCCCUCCUUUUGUGGAGAAGUUGGCACUAUCAGGUCGGUCCCAGACUUCAGCCUUUAUGGAACUUAUCAAGCCCUCCUUGAUGCUUCUGUCCAGUUGAAGCACCCCUCAAAUGCUCAUGUAACCUCAACUCAAGCAGAUUAUCUUCAGAUAGAGAGAGAAAUUCUGAGACAGGCACAGAUGGAUAGCUUUGGAGAAGACCUCACCCAUCUCAAGGCCAAAAGACCCCUAUUGUCAACCAGUCGUCUACUCACCCUUGCCCCCAAAGUUUGUAUAGACACCGGUCUUAUUCGUGUCGGAGGUAGGCUACGGCAGGUUGAACAGGAACCUAACGCCACUCAUCCUAUUGUCCUCGAUCCCAAACAUCCAGUGUCUAAGCUGCUCAUCCAGGAAUAUGAUGAAAGACUGAAACAUCCCAGCCCGGAGAGAGUAUUUGCAGAGCUCCGCAGGCGGUUCUGGAUUUUGAGAGUGAGAGAGGCAAUACGGAAGUACUAACGUGGUUGUGUCCAGUGCCAACGGUGGCGUGCAAAGCCUGUUGUUCCUAGGAUGG